Molecule: messenger RNA, 1830 nt
Organism: Globicephala melas (long-finned pilot whale)
Lineage: Eukaryota; Metazoa; Chordata; Mammalia; Artiodactyla; Delphinidae
Gene: PLTP
Product: phospholipid transfer protein
Biological process (GO): ceramide transport; high-density lipoprotein particle remodeling; phospholipid transport
Molecular function (GO): phosphatidylcholine binding; phosphatidylethanolamine transfer activity; phosphatidic acid binding
Source: RefSeq, a predicted model, not a curated record
AGAGUGGGAGAGAGGAAGGGGGGUCGGGGAGGCCCGUCUUUAUAAAGGCGGCUGGAACAGCGCUGCCCGCCAGACCCCGCCGCCUGGAUCCCCUGCUUUGCCCGCCGCCCCACGUGACCGCGCCGACCACCAGCUCCACCUUUGAGCCCGCUCGCCAUGGCCCUCUUCGGGGCCCUGUUUCUAGCGCUGCUGGCAGGCGCUCAGGCUGAGCUCCCCGGCUGCAAGAUCCGCAUCACCUCCAAGGCGCUUGAGCUAGUGAAGCAGGAGGGUUUGCGCUUUCUGGAGCAAGAGCUGGAGACCAUCACCAUUCCGGACGUGCGGGGCCGAGAAGGCCACUUCUACUACAAUAUCUCUGAGGUGAAGGUCAUGGAGCUGCAGCUGACAUCCUCUGAGCUCCAUUUCCAGCCAGAGCAGGAGCUCAUGCUACAGAUCAACAAUGGCUCCUUGGGGCUGCGCUUCCGGAGACAGCUCCUCUACUGGUUCUUCUACGAUGGGGGAUAUAUCAACGCCUCUGCCGAGGGUGUGUCCAUCCACACCGCUCUGCAGCUCUCCCGGGAUCCCACUGGCCGGAUCAAAGUAUCCAACGUCUCCUGCCAGGCCUCUGUCUCCAGAAUGCAUGCAGCCUUUGGGGGAACCUUCAAGAAGGUGUAUGAAUUCCUCUCCAUGUUCAUCACCUCAGGGAUGCGCUUCCUCCUCAACCAGCAGAUCUGCCCCGUGCUCUACCAUGCAGGGACCGUGCUUCUCAACUCCCUGCUGGACACCGUGCCUGUGCGCAGUGCUGUGGACGAGCUCGUUGGCAUUGACUACUCCCUCGUGAAGGAUCCCGUGGCCUCCGCCAGCACGCUGGACAUGGAAUUCCGGGGGGCCUUCUUUCCCCUGGCCGAGGGCAACUGGAGCCUGCGCAAUCGGGCGGUGGAGCCCCAGCUGCCCGAGGAAGAGCGGAUGGUAUACGUGGCCUUCUCUGAGUUCUUCUUCGACUCUGCCAUGGAGAGCUACUUCCAGGCAGGGGCCCUGAAGCUGUCGCUGGUGGGGGCCAAGGUGCCCCAUGAUCUGGACAUGCUGCUGAGAGCCACCUACUUUGGGAACAUCGUCCUGCUGAGCCCGGCAGUGAUCGACUCUCCACUGAAGCUGGAGCUGCGGGUCACGGCGCCACCACGCUGCACCAUCAAGCCCUCGGGCACCACCAUCUCUGUCACUGCCAGUGUCACAAUCGCCCUGGUCCCACCCGACCAGCCCGAGGUCAAGCUGUCCAGCAUGACCAUGGAUGCCCGUCUCAGUGCCAAGAUGGCACUCCAGGGGAAGGUGCUGCGCACACAUUUGGACCUGCGCAGGUUCCGAAUCUACUCAAACCAGUCUGCAUUAGAGUCGCUGGCACUGAUCCCACUGCAGACCCCUCUGAAGACCAUGCUGCAGAUUGGGGUGAUGCCCAUGCUUAAUGAGCGGACCUGGCGUGGGGUGCAGAUCCCACUCCCCGAGGGUAUUGACUUUGUGCGCGAGGUGGUGACGAACCACGCGGGUUUCCUCACCAUCGGGGCUGACCUCCACUUUGCCAAAGGGCUGCGAGAGGUGAUUGAGAAGAACCGGCCUGCCAACACCGGGGACCCCCUAGCACCCAGUGCCCCGCCACCCUCCAUGGCAGCUGUCUGAGUCCUCAACCCCGACCCUCGCAGCUGCAUUCAGGACUCCACCGUCUCUCAUCCUCUCCCUCACCCCAUCACAGCCUCUAGUGUCCUCUAACCCCCAGUGCCACAGAGAAGAUGGGGUUUUAAGCUGUACCCAAUUUAAUUCCAUAAUCACAGUCAAUCCAUCAAUUACAGUCCGUCCACCCUC